Salvia splendens (bonfire salvia) is the source of this 4089-nucleotide messenger RNA. RefSeq names its product putative disease resistance RPP13-like protein 3. The record is from RefSeq and is a predicted model, not a curated record. Lineage: Eukaryota; Viridiplantae; Streptophyta; Magnoliopsida; Lamiales; Lamiaceae. The coding region runs from base 245 to 3850 and encodes 1201 amino acids. The transcript is spliced from 9 exons. Gene Ontology annotation, molecular function: ADP binding.
AUAUAAAAAAAUGAAAAAAAGAUGAUCAUAAAUAGAUAUAUAGACUAUCUGUAGUGAAAAAAAGAUGGAUGAAAAAAGAAAUACGGUGUAAUUAUAUGGGCGGAGGAUGGAGAUUUUUUGAGUGUAUUGUGAAGAGUUGAACAAUAUGUAGACAUUUGACGCACUAAAACAAGACACUAACAGAAGUAUGAAUUGAUCUGAAUUGGUGAAGACAGUGUGAUUGUUGGGUGAUCGGUGUUGGAAGAUGGCGGAGUGCGCAGUGACGUUCCUCUUGGACAACUUGGUGGAGCUGAUGAAGCACCAAGUGAGUCUCAUCGACUUCGCGGAACGUGAGCUGAAGCUGUUGAAAAUGGAUCUGGAGUCGUUGAAUACCUUCCUCCGCUAUGCCGCCAAGAUGCCGGACAAGCCAGAAGGGUUCCGAGACAUAGAGAGACGGAUCCGAGAUGUGGUUUACAAGGCUGAAGACACCAUCGAGUUUUAUAUGACCGGCGCUGCAACUGUAAGUAACAAGAGUUCCCUCGGCCGACAUUUCAUUUCAAAGCGUAUCAGCCUGGCCGAAGAAGUCAAGUCCCUUAGAGAGAGAGAGGUUAUCGAGUUGGUCAGGAAAGCCCAAACCUUUGCCAACAUCUCCCAAGCACGCCAGGUGGAUUCGCCUCCCGAACCAGUCAAGGCCCCCCAAGUUAUUAGGCAAACGGAUGUGGUGGGUUGUGACGACGAGGCAAAAAAACUGAAAGAAUAUCUCUAUGCGGAAUGCGAGGAGCUUGAGGUGAUAACUAUUGUUGGAAUGCCUGGCCUUGGCAAGACGACGUUGGCAUGGAAGAUCUUCUGUGAUCCAGAAAUCCAGUACGAGUUCCCUACUCGCAUAUGGGUGUAUGUAUCACAAGAGUUCAAAGAAAAGGAUAUCUUUCUAGUCAUUCUCAAAGAGUUGACCAGAAUCACUGAUGAGAUCAUAACCAAAUCUGACAAGGAGUUAGCCGACAUGGUGCUCAGUUACCUGGACACCGGAAGGUUCCUCCUCGUCAUGGAUGAUGUGUGGAGUUGUGAGGAUUGGGACAAACUUCACAUUGCCUUGCCAAAGGGAAAUCCCAUGGGUAAAGUCAUGAUCACUAGUCGUCAGCAGAAACUUGGGUGGCAUGUGAACCGUCGUAGUGGCCCUUACAUGCUGCGUUUCCUUACGUUCGACGAGAGUAUUUUGCUUCUGCAGUUGGAAGUCUUCCAAGGGCGCAAGUUCCCUCCUGAGCUGGAAGCUGUAGGACGCCCCAUUGCAGAGCAAUGCCAAGGGCUUCCUCUUGCAAUUGUAGUCAUUGGAGGCAUCCUUGUCGAAAAAUUCUCAGGCGACACGUCCACCAAGAAAGCUACUUGGCGGGACGUCUCUAAAAGCUUCUACAUGUACCUCUGGGACGCGGGCAAACGCAUGGAGAAUACCAUACUUUUAAGCUAUGAGAAAUUGCCUUACCACUUGAGAGAGUGCUUUCUUUACUUCGGAAUGUUUCCAGAAGACUAUGAAAUCUCUGCAUGGAAAUUGACUCGUCUGUGGAUCGCGGAGGGACUAAUACAACAGAAGAAUGUUAAUCUCGAAGAAACUGCAGAGAACUAUCUGGAGGAGCUCAUCAACAGGAACUUAGUCAUAGCAGCCAAGUUGAAGUUCAAUGGGAAAGUUAAGACAUGUCGGAUCCAUGACAUGCUUCGUUACUUCUGCUUAACCGAAGCUGGAAGUGAUCGAGAAGGUUUCCUGCAAGAAAUCAAGAGGUUUAAUCAUGGAGGCUUCCAACCUUCAGUUUCAUCAGAACUCAAGUUUCAUCGCCUCUGCAUCCACUCCAACGUGCUGGACUUUGUUUCCAGGAAGCCCUAUGGCCCAAGUGUUCGUUCAUUUGUUAGUUUCUCGAGGGAUGAAUCAAUCAUGCCUCUGGGGGACAUCUCAAACAUCCCUGGAGGCUUCCAGCUUCUUCGAGUUCUAGACGUUGAGCCAUACAAGUUCAUGAAACUCCCAGGCGACAUGUACCACUUGCUUCACCUGAGGUACCUCGUCUUAUCGGUGAGUCUAAAGGUCCUCCCACCAACAUUUACAAAGCUAUGGAACAUCCAAACUCUGGUCGUCCGGACGGAUUCCCAAACACUUGAAAUAAAAGCGGACAUUCUCAACAUGACGCAGCUACGCCAUUUCAAAACCAACGCCUCGGCCACUUUGGCCAAGGCGGGUAAAACCAGCAAGGGCGCGGGUGAGAAGAUCCAAACACUCGGGACCAUCUCACCCGAGUCCUGCACUGAGGAUGUCUUCGACAGGGCACGCAAUUUGAAGCGCUUGGGCAUUCGCGGGAAGCUCUCUCUGCUCCUGGACGACAAGAGUGGCUCGUUCGAGAGCCUGGGCAACCUCGAGAAGCUGAAGCUGCGAAACGACGGUCCAUCGGGGAUGCAGCUGAGGGGACUCCCGCAGGCGCACAAGUUCCCGCCAAAACUGAGGAUGCUGACGUUGUCGGCGACAGCCUUGGAAUGGAGGCACAUGUCGAUCAUAGGGUCGCUUGAUAAGCUGGAGGUGCUGAAGCUUAAGGAUGAGGCGUUCCAAGGCGAGAUUUGGGAGGCGAAAGAUGGGGGGUUUCGGCAUCUUGAAUUCUUGCACAUUGGCCGCACGGAUUUGAAGAUUUGGUUGGCUUCGCGCCAUCAUUUUCCGAGGCUCAAGCACGUUGAGCUCAAAAACUGUAAGCAUCUUCAGCAGAUUCCGGUUGAGCUCGCCGAGGUGCCCAGUUUCGUGAAGCUCGACUUGUUUUGGUCGGAACAGGCAGUGGCGUCGGGGAGGAAGAUAGAAUCCAAGACAAAGGAGAUCAACGCCAAUGUUGCAAGGCAAUUUAGGCUUUCCAUUUUUCCUCAGAAAUCUGCGGUUCUGUAUCACUACCCCUGCCCCGACGGCGCCUUCAGUGCAUUGGCGGCCUACCUAUACUUCUCUCAUGCUCCGGCCUCCACUCCUCCUCACUUCUUUCCCAACACCGUCUACUCUCCUAUCAGAGCUGAGGACUUGCCCUUGAAUGAAAUUGGUACUGUUUACCUGCUGGACUUUGUGGGGCCGGCAGGUUUCGUCGAGCAGCUCUCCCGUGAAGUUGGAAGGGUUGUAGUCCUGGAUCAUCAUAAGACUGCACUCGAGUUGUUGGGUUCGGGGACAUCAACUAAUGGGAAUGUGACUAAAGUGAUAGACAUGGACAGGAGUGGAGCUACUAUAGCUUAUGAUUAUUUUCUGGAGAAACUCUUGUGUGGGGACAUCAAUAGUGAUAUCAAUGAUGCCAUUGCUGAAUUCCGGAGAGUGAGGAGACUAGUUGAAUAUAUUGAGGAUGCUGAUUUGUGGAGGUGGCGCCUUCCAAAUAGUAAAGCAUUUAGUAGUGGAUUGAAGGAUUUGAAUCUUGAAUUUGAUGUCACAUUAAAUCCCUCCCUGUUCCAACAGCUUCUCUCCUUGGAACUUGACGCAGUAAUAAGUCGAGGUAUGUCAAUCUUGGCAGACAAACAGAAAAAGAUAGAUGAGGUUCUCGAGCUUUCUUAUGAAAUAACUCUCGGUGGUGGUGCUUUUGGAAAUUGCCUGGCUGUCAAUGCGGAUCCCAUCCAGGAACUAAGGAGUGAGCUUGGAAAUCAAUUAGCUCUUAAAAGCCUCAAAAUGAACUUGAGGGGAAUUGGAGCUGUUGUAUACAGAGUUCCUGAACUGGAGAAUGACUCAUGGUUGAAAAUUAGCCUGAGUAGUGUUGGUGAAGAGGACACCACACCCAUAUCACAUAAAUAUGGAGGUGGUGGACAUCGGAAUGCCAGUUCGUUCAUGUUUGAUAGUGCCAGAUUUCAAAGAUGGAAGGUCUCCGGUAACAACUCUAUCUAGGAUGUCCCUCUCAGAUAGGCCGAAAAUGGCACCAUUACAAUCAGGCGAAGCUUUCUCCCCCGAGCGAAAAGGAAUCCUGUCGGGUGUUAACUUAUUAGAUACUAAUUUCAUAUUUGUUUGACUGUACCAUCAUGAAGUUUAACUUAUGACAGAAACAUCAGUUUUUUUCAUCAAAGAUGAAUGUCAACUAGGCUCAACAAUCUAUCUAGUAAUGUCAUUUCAAAUAUGCUUUCUGUUCA